This is a messenger RNA of Ornithorhynchus anatinus (platypus), 5146 nucleotides long. It is a transcript of the gene ZCCHC2, whose product is annotated as zinc finger CCHC-type containing 2. Bases 1 to 3417 code for a protein of 1138 amino acids. Gene Ontology annotation, molecular function: phosphatidylinositol binding; nucleic acid binding; zinc ion binding. NCBI's taxonomy places the organism in Eukaryota, Metazoa, Chordata, Mammalia, Monotremata, Ornithorhynchidae. The transcript is spliced from 14 exons. The record is from RefSeq and is a predicted model, not a curated record.
AUGCUGAAGAUGAAGCUGCCGCCGGCGGCGCGGGCCGAGGCGGAGGCGGCGGCGGCGGCGGCGGCGGAGGCGGAGCGGGGCGGCGAGGGCCGGACGGGGCUGAAGGAGCCGCUGCGCCGGCGGGACGGCCCGCCGCAGCUGCGCCCGCCCGCCCGGCCCCCGCCGCCCUCCCCGCCCGGGCGCCGCCUCCGCGGGGCCCCGGGGCCGCCCGGACCGCCCGCACCCCCCGCCGCGGCGGGCGGCGGCGCCGGCGGCGGGGGGGAGCAGGAGCAGGAGCAGGAGCAGGAGCGCGUGUACGAGUGGUUCGGGCUGGCGCUGGGGUCGGCGCAGCGCCUGGAGUUCCUCUGCGGGCUGCUGGACCUGUGCAACCCGCUGGAGCUGCGCUUCCUGGGGUCGUGCCUGGAGGACCUGGCCCGCAAGGACUACCACUACCUGCGGGACUCGGAGGCCAAGGCCAACGGGCUGGCCGACCCCGGCCCGCCGGCCGACUUCCGAGACCCGGCCGUGCGCUCCCGCCUCAUCGUCUACCUGGCCCUGCUGGGCUCCGAGAACCGCGAGGCCGCCGGCCGCCUGCACCGCCUCCUGCCCCGCCUCGACUCGCUGCUGGGCGGCGGGGCCGGGCCGGGGCCGGGGCCGGGGCCGGGACCGGGACCGGGACCGGGGCUGGGACUGGCCGCCCAGGAGGAGCUGCUGCUGCUCUUCACCAUGGCCUCCCUGCACCCCGCCUUCUCCUUCCACCAGCGGGUCACCCUAAGGGAACACCUGGACCGGCUGCGGGCCGCCCUCCGCGCCGACCGGGAGGACCCCCGCCUGGCCGGCCUCGGGGCCCAGAGCGCCGUGUCCCGGAGCGAGGCCAGGCCACGGAAGGAUGACGGCACGCUGGAGCACCCCCCACCGCCGCACGACGGGCUUCCCGGGGCCUCGCAUCGAACUCAGCGGGAAGCUGUCCACAUUGAGAAGAUAAUUCUGAAAGGAGUACAGAGGAAGAGGGCUGACAAACAUUGGGAAUACACUUUCAAGGUUACCUGGUCUGAUCUUUCCGUUACAACUGUAAUGAAAACACACCACGAGCUACAGGAAUUCCUAUUAAAACUUCCAAAGGAACUGUCUUCAGAAACUUUUGACAAGACGAUUUUGCGAGCACUAAACCAAGGUUCCCAGAAGAGGGAAGAGCGGCGGCACCCAGAUCUGGAGCCAACCCUAAGGCAGCUAUUUUCAACUUCAUCCCAAGCUUUCCUACAGAAUCCAAAAGUACACAACUUCUUUCAGUCCAUAUCCUCAGAAUCCUUGCACAGUCACAACAAUUUACAGUCUUCUCUGAAGACCUCCAAAAUACCUGAACUCUUCAAGGAGGAUAGUUCAGAAGCUUCAAGUCAGGAGGAGGAUGUGUUACAGCAUGCAUCAAUUCACAAAAAGCACCCCGGAAAAGGUCCUGCUGUGAUCACAAACUGCUCUUCACUGGAUGGUCUUCCCCUACAGCAUUCUGAACAAAAUGGGGUCAUGGACUGGAGAAAGAAAAACUGUGCCAUACAGCCCCCUGAGCACUGUACAACCUUAGUAGACCAGCAUUCAGUAGACAAGUGGAGCCUAUCUGCAAUAAACAAGAAGAAAGGAAAACCACAAAUGGAAAAGGAUAAAAUUAAGAAAAUUGACAGCAGAUUGAGCAGUCGAACUAACGGUAUUCGAGUUGCCACAUCCCAGCAUGUCCGAACUGGUUCGAUGAAAGAUCCGAGUUUGGACAUUGGAUCUGGACGGGACACGUGUGGGGAGACCUCUUCCGAGAGUUACAGUUCUCCUUCCAGCCCACGGCAUGAUGGGAGGGAAAGCUUUGAAAGUGAAGAAGACAAAGACAGAGAUACAGACAGCAAUUCCGAGGAUUCAGGGAACCCCAACACCACCAGGUUUACGGGUUACGGCCCCGCCGCCGUCGUCGGCGAGCCGCCUGCUCCGCCGCCCUCCCUCGGGAGCGAGAACGGGAGCCUCCCAGAAGACCCCCUGGACGCCCCCAAGUACCAACACGUUUCCUACUUGCCUGCCUUACACUGUGUGGUGCACGACGGCGCCCAGAAGCCCGAGGCGGCGGCACCCGCCAGGCCGGCGGAGGGCAGGGCCCCGGAGGUCCCGGCCGGCGGCCCGCUGCCCGUGUCGGCGCCCAGAGAGGCGGCGGCGCACCCCGCCCCGGCCGGGGUCCCGGGGCCGGCCUCCUCCGCGGGCGAGGCGGAGAGGCACCCGGAGCUGCAGGCCGCCGCCCCCCUGCCCCUGCCCCUGCCGUCGCCGUUCCUCCCGCCCACCGUCCCGCCGGGCAGCCCGGCCCUGCCCCUGGCCAUGCAGCGGCUGAAACUGGCCCCCCUGCAGGGGUCUGGCGAGGGCUGCCCCGCGCCCCCGCCGCAACAGCAGCCCCCCAGGAACCCGAGCGUCGGAUCACCGAGCACUGCCUUCGUCCCCAUCCCCGUCCCCAGCCCGGGGAGCCUGAGCUUUCCGGGGUCUCCGGUGGCCACCCCCGACCCCGUGAGGAAGCCCGUCCCCCAGGGGGGAGCCCCGCCCCCCACGGCGCCCCUCCCGGCCGAGGGGAGCCCGGGGGUCCUCCCUCAGCCGGCCAACCUGAAGGUGGUUCUUCCGGCGGCCGGGCUGGCGGCCGCCCCCCAGCCGCCGCCGGCCUCUUCCUACGGCCUGCCGGGCUCGCCCCUGGCGGCCGCGCCCUCCCCCCCGCAGCCGGCCGCGGGGCUGGGGGGGCCGGUCCAGGCGGCGGUGCCCCCGGCGGUCCCGACCCACACCCCCGGCCCGGCCCCCAGCCCGAGCCCGGCCCUGACGCACAGCACCGCGCAGAGCGACAGCGGGCCCUACCUGAGCGCGGUGGGCACCGCGAGCGCCAACGGCGCCCUGCUGCCGGCGCAGCCCAUGGGGGCGGGGCCCUGCGGGUCGUGCGGGCGCCGGUGCGGCUGCGGGGCCGGCGCCAACCUCCCGCUCAACGGCUACUUCUACCCCAACCCCCUGCCCGGACCCAUGUACCGCGUCCCGUCGUUCUUCCCCCUGCCGUCCCUCUGCAAUGGGAGCUACCUCAACCAAGCACAUCAGAGCAACGGGACCCCCCUCCCCUUCUUCCUGCCUCAGACUCCGUACGCCAACGGGCUGAUGCACGACCCGGUCAUGGGGAGCCAAGCCAGCUACGGGAUGCAGCAGGUGGCCGGGUUCGGGAGGUUCUAUUCCCUCUACCCGCCGCCCGGGGUCGUGGCCAGCGCAAACGGAUCGGGCCCCAAGAAGAACGGGAACGUGUCGUGUUACAAUUGUGGCGUGAGCGGACAUUACGCCAACGACUGUAAGCAGUCUUCCCUGGAGGCCGGUCAGCAAGGCACUUACAGACUGAGAUACGCACCUCCCCCUCCCCCCUCCAAUGAUCCGUUGGAUUCUGCGGACUGAACGAGCAAAACCUUGGCCACCCAGCUCACUGAAGCGGCGGUGCCGGUGGCGGUGGUGGGGUCGCUGGGAAGGGGAGACCUUUGCUCGCCAAGACACUUCCCCGGAUUUCUAUGCAGUUGGGAGUUUUCAUUUCUCUUGCACCGAUGUUCCAAACCCCAAGAAGAACGGUCUGGAGCCCCCCGGCCUCCCGGCUCUCCCACGGGCCCGUACGAGACACGUAUCUCACCCACGCAGCCAAAUGGCCGAAAGGGGAGCGUCGAAGCCGGCCUUUUCCCGCCGAGGACUUGCCGCGCGGGCCGUGUUUACUACAGCUUUUCAAAUGUCGUGUGACCGUUGACAACACUGGUGAAACGCUCACGUGGUUCAAGAAGAAACCUGGUCCUUCUCCACGCUCUCCUCCCCCACCCCCUUUCUCCCUUGUCCCUUAACUGCUGCUUUUUUCUCCUCUCCAGGGUUCACCUUAGCCACGUUCCACUGGGCUGCGUGAGCGAGGGCGGUUCUGUCCUGGUGGUUCACCGGCUAAAUCGCUGUGCUCACGAGCCUUCUGGGAGAGGGGAAAUCAGACUCAAAAUAGAGAGAGAGAGUGUGUGAGAGUGUGUGAGUGUGUGUACGUGUGUUGGUGUGCGUGGCACAGCCGGUUUUAUUAACACGUGUGUUCAGCACUUGUGCGUCCAGAGCGAUUAAAAGACUCGGAAGAGAGGGGAGGAAGCUAAAACCGAAUGAUUUUGAAAGGCGUCUCUAUGAUAGACGGAGAGCUUUUAACAAAACGUAAAACUUUUAACUCCCGUUUGCGUUUUUAGCCGUCGAUCCGGACGUCGAGUGAACGGACGGGUGCGAGUGGUGGAUUGUGCGCGCGCGCGUGUGUGCGUUCGUGACGCAGGCUGACGGCAAGUUUUCAUUUUCGAAGCUAGUCUCUACUCCCACGUCGUGAUAGGACAGGCACGUUACUUAAGUUGAAAAUUUUUCCUUUCCCCCCUGAAGAAAGUAUUACAGUGUCACAUCGUAUUUAGAAUGUAAAAGGUUUAUUUCGAUCUGAACGGAGGUCUUGGUUUUCCACGGAAGAGUCAGGUAUUCGUACCGUCACCUUUCUGUCAAGAAGCAAAGUCACCAUUUUCUAACCGUUUACCACUCUGCGUGAUUAUAAAUGUGAAAGGCUGAGCUCUGAGUGUGUGGAGAUGGUAUUGAUCAUGUCAGUGUCACGUCACUAAGUUUACUGCUGCUGUAUGAUAUAUUUUUUUUUUUGUAAUUUUUUUUUUAAGCCAAUCUAUGUACUAAAUUGCUUCCAGGUGAUUUUUGAUUUCCAAAAGUGCACUGAGGUUAUCUGGAAGGCAUGUAUUUCGACUGAGCGCGUUGCGUUGAGCAGCAUGGGGCCACUCCCGGGCUCUCUCCCUCGGGGCCUCCACAUUCCUCGGUCCCAGCCCGGACCACAGACGGGCGGCCCUUUGGUCAGGAGUGUGUGUGUCGGUGUGUGUCUCUGCGGGUGUGUGUGUGUCUCUGCGGGUGUGUGUCCGUGAGCACGUGCGUCUGCAGUGCUGGUUUCCAGCUGAGGGUCUUAAAUGUCCAGUCUCAGUUCGGCCGCCCUAACAGAUCACUAAGCAACAGGUAAAACUUGAAGAGAGAGAGAGAGAGAGAGAGAGAAGCUUGGUUUUAAUGCUUCAUAGGGAGCGCUUCUAUUUAUCGCACCGAUGUACAUUGGAGGACGUUUCUUGUGGGAAUGGGGAGGGGCGGG